Molecule: messenger RNA, 1107 nt
Organism: Gongylonema pulchrum
Lineage: Eukaryota; Metazoa; Nematoda; Chromadorea; Rhabditida; Gongylonematidae
Source: the annotation of a GenBank genome assembly
AUGAAUGCGCUUCGAGCUCGCUUGUUGCUGAUGUUCGGUGGGCCACUGGGUCUGCAUCUUCUGUAUUUGCAUGAACCUCUCGAAGCUUACGUAUAUUUUGCGACAUUUGGAUUUUUUCUACUUGGCGUAUUCUUUGAUGUUUUUACUCUGAAUGGCCGAGUUGCGGAGCAGAACCGAAAAUUAGAAGGAUUCGAAAAAAAUAGAAGUUGUAAAGUAAAAACGUCGUUGGGUCGUUUUUUGGCGCAGUUUUUAUUUGGUUGUUUCAUCGGGUUCUUAUUCUCUUGUGCCGGUGUCCUUCUUUUUGGUACCAAGUAUCGCGCAUUGCUGGCCCUGAUCGUUGCAGCCGGUAUCACACAAGUUAAGGUUUGCUGUGUUGCAGGUGUUUAUGUUGUUGGGAAUUGCCGAGAACAGCAACGUAGUCUGCUUUAUAUAUUGGUCUCUGCGAUUGCUUCUUCUAUCGCAACUAUGGUUCUACUCAAUUUGCCGUUUUAUCGGGCAGUACUACUCGUAUCCAUCUCGGCAACAUUUGCUGGCAAUCGUAGUGCUCAGUCUCGCAGCUUUGUCGAACAGCCUUCGAGCCGAUCUUAUUUGGUUCUGUCACUGAUUCAUUCCUUUAUCGUACUUAUCAUUGCAAUUGGUUUAACACGGGUUGUGCUUGAUCGGCGUAUCUCAGUUGUCACGGGCAGCGGUGAAUCACGUGUCAUUGCAUCAGUUGGUUCCAUAAUACACGAUCGUUAUUUUCGCCAUCCAGCAAAAGAUGUUUUUCAUCACUUUUCUCGAAUCGAAUAUUUACCACCGCGGCGUACAGCGGUGUUGGACCAAACUCCGCAACGUGACGGUGACUAUGGUUUAUUUGAUUACAUUGUUGUUUUUAUUGUUGAUUUUAUGCGUUACGAUUCGAGCGCAAGGAAGCGGGUAGAUGAUGGACCGAAUGCACUGCAGCUUGCCGUCUGGAGAACAUUCGUUUUACAGCAGGAUUAUCGGCAUUCACUGAGAGAUGAUGCGUCAUGCUACCGGAGGUCUGCAUCUGCUCUGGUUUUUUCCCGAUUUUCAUUUUCCGUACCGCUGUUUUGGUUUGUGGCACCACGCCACUUAUCCGUUGAUUGA